GUGCCUCUCAGUCCUCUCGUCGGUGCCACUGUUUUCCAGCAUCACGCGUGGAGAGUUGGAGAACAUCAUCGAUGCCUUGAAAAUGGAGAGGCGACCGAGGGGAGACAUCAUCAUCACUCAAGGUGAAGUUGGCGAUCAUUUCUACAUUGUCUACGAGGGCCAGGUUAUGGCAUCCAAAGUCACCGAGGAGUCUGCAGACCCCGUGAUGAUGGUCCACGAG
Symbiodinium pilosum is the source of this 220-nucleotide messenger RNA. The record is from the annotation of a GenBank genome assembly. Lineage: Eukaryota; Dinophyceae; Suessiales; Symbiodiniaceae.